UUAAUAAUUAUUCAACAGCAGUAUCUUUAACCGUUUGUUCGCACACAUAAAGUGGAAAUAUUGUAUAGUAUGCGACUUAGGUUUGCCCCUACAUCUUUGGCUUCUUGGAGGUUUAACAUCACGCGAAAUGCCAUGGAAGCUGUGUUGUGGGUUCGAACUGUGGAAGACUACAAAAGGGACUACAAAGAAAAACACGAAAAACAAAGUUGCAAUUGCAAAAGACGAAGAAUUGAAUUGCGACGAAUCUAAGGCUAUGUCCGAUCAACGCGACGUUCAAGAUAUUUUCACAAAUCAAGUGAUGUUGUAUCUUGCUGGGUAUAUUGGUCACGAAUGGGAGUUGUUGGGCUUCAACCUCGGACUAAGCAGGGACGAAGUUGCCCAGGCCGCCGCAGCUAACAGAAAUGAUAAUAAAAAUAAGGUUCACCAGAUGUUGAUGACGUGGCUCAAAAACAACCAAAGUAAUCACAGACGAUAUGAAACUUGCGUGAGAGCUCUAGAAACGAGCGGAAGGAAGGAUCUAGCCCAGAAAAUACAUUGUGCAAAGUGGUCAGAACAAGAAUUCAAGAAAGUUGAAAUGCCAACGGCAUUUCCCAUGCUUAUUAGAAUUGAUAAGGUUCGACCAAAGAAGCAGAGAAUGAAAUACCCUAAAGUCAAUGACCUAAAUCCGUCGACUGGGCCUCUAGUGCAUUCACAUGAUGCAAAAUUUAUUGUAGUUGGAUAGAUGCUUUAUUAUUUCAAUUCAACUACAUUUAAAGCAGUUCACCAUCAGCAUAGAUGUAAUAAAUAUUCAAAAA
Messenger RNA from Styela clava, 794 nucleotides. The record is from RefSeq and is a predicted model, not a curated record. Lineage: Eukaryota; Metazoa; Chordata; Ascidiacea; Stolidobranchia; Styelidae.